This is a messenger RNA of Trichobilharzia szidati, 2612 nucleotides long. Lineage: Eukaryota; Metazoa; Platyhelminthes; Trematoda; Strigeidida; Schistosomatidae. The record is from the annotation of a GenBank genome assembly.
UGAGUUUAUUCAGAUUAACAUGCAUUCUACUUUACUUUGUUACACUUUCUUCUUAAAACUGAAGAUACCGUUAUUUGUUUAUCUCACUACUCAUUUGGUGGGUAAGUUGAAUCCGGUCGAAAUGGCUAAGCUCUACGACUACUUGUUCAAACUGCUACUUAUUGGCGACUCCGGAGUCGGGAAAACAAGCAUUCUUUUCCGGUUUUCUGAAGAUGAGUUCAACUCCACCUUCAUAGCUACUAUAGGCAUCGACUUCAAAAUCCGUACACUAGAUAUGGAUGGCAAAAAGAUCAAAUUACAGAUAUGGGAUACGGCUGGUCAGGAACGCUUUCGCACUAUCACUACUGCCUAUUAUCGGGGCGCAAUGGGUAUAAUGCUUGUAUACGAUGUUACAAACGGAAAUUCUUUCGAUAAUAUCUCUACCUGGAUGAAUAAUAUAUCUCAACAUGCUAAUCAAGACGUUGAAAAAAUGCUUUUGGGAAACAAAUGUGAUGCUAAUUCAGCAAGAGUAGUACCUACUGAAGCUGGUCUUCAACUUGCGAACUCAUAUGGUAUUCGCUUUAUGGAGACCAGUGCGAAAUCUGAUAUUAAUAUCACUGAAGCUUUCAAAUUACUAGCGCAAAAUAUCAAAGUUAAAAUGGAGGGGAAAAUGGAGAUCAUUAACCCGCCCAGAGAAGACACCAGAAAUAUCAACAGCAAACGACCUAAACGUCAAAUAUGGCGAUGUUCCAUAUUAUAAAGUGGGGUUUUCUUUCCAUUGGUGUCUUUCCGCCGAUAAGCUUCCGUGAGAAAAAACAUGAUGAUCUAUUUCCCUACUCAAAACAUUAGACGAAAAUUCUUGAUUUUUAGGAAUCUUUAUCAGGUGCCUUUUGACCAGCCUCAUUACACUUUCUUUGUCAUCUCUUGCCUGUCUGUUGUCUCUGUGUGUGCGUGCGUGCGUGUGUGUGUGUGUAUUUGAAAUGAAUAUAAAAAUGCCAACUACUAACUACUACUGUCGCCAAUUCAUAUAGGGGUUGCUGUUUCCUUUUGCCAUUUGACUUCAGAGCAAGAUUGUUUUGUCUUCGCUGUUAGGACAUGAUAAUCAUCAUCAUUAUAUACUGUUAUUAUUUUCUGUUCUUGUUUCGGUAUUUCUCUCAUUGUUGUUCUACGCGCGUGUUCAUCCCUCCUCUUAAUUCCACACAAAUCAAGUUGGCCUUAUCCCCAUCACACACACACAUACAAACAAACAUCAUUAAUUUUUAAUAGAGGUAUGUUGAAAAAACUAUUUUGAGCUUUUCUGUGUGUUAUUUGUUUGUCUGUCUUUCUUUUCUUACUUUCCCGUCCCCCCUCCUACUUUGUUUGAUAAUUUCACCAACAACAACACACACAAACACACACACAAUGCUUCAUCAUCAACACUUUUUAUUCUGCCUUGUUUGUUUUCAUCAUCAGAAUCACUAGCGGGGGGGGCGUCUCCAGUGAUUGUAAAUAAUCUUUUUUUUCUGGUAAAUGUUAUCAUUAUUACUGUUACUGUUAUUAUUAUUAUUUUUUAACACCCUCUGAUUAUUUUACUCCGUUUCGUGUCAAUCUCGCGCGACCAUUUUAAGUAGUAUAUGGAAUCGUUAACUUGCAUAUUUGACUGAUGAUUUUACUUGUGCAAACUAAACUUGUUAUCCCCUUGCACAUUCUACAAGUAAUGCUUUCAUCUUUAUAUAUUAGGAUGCUGAGAAAAACAUUUUGCUUCGAUAUACAUACAUACACCCCAGUACUGUUUGACGACAACUCACUUCUUUCGGGAGAGAGGGAGAGAUGGACAAAAUAAUUUGAAAUACUCUGUGUGCGUUUUUAUAACUCACACUCACAAACACACACGCGCGCGCGACUUAAUUAAUCUUAGAGAUUAUGCAGUAUUCACCUAUUGACUACUACUACUGUUUUAAUUAAAAGCAGAGUUAUAAUUUUUUUUCUGUAAAAGUCUUUAUUUAUUUCGCCCACGUAUUAUAUGUGCACUCUUGCUCCUCCUCUCCUCAUUGUAUGAUGGUAUGGUAUGAGGUGUCAUCAGAGAGAUAUGGAGAGAAUCACUUGAUGUGGGUUUAUUUUGUCUGUUUAUUUGUUUGUUCGUUUGUUUAACGUAUACUUUUUCUUUUCUAGUUUUGAUUUUCUUUUCAAAUAAAGUAUACUUUCCCUUCCCCCCCCUCCCACUAAAUGUGCUGCAUAGUAUAAAAUGGGUUUAUUAAGUCUCUUCCUUCUUUUUAUUUUGUUAAAGAUUAUUUCUUCUGAUGAGUUGUUAUGUUUUGUUUGUUUGUUUGUUUUGAGCAACCGUGUGUGAGUGUGCGCGCGUGCAUGAUCUUUCCGGUCAUGCGUGCUUUGGUGUCUUUGUCUCUCCUUUCAAAAUCUAAAAUCUAUUGCCUCACAUCAUCAUCAUCAGCUUAUCAGAUUAUAUGUAUGUAUAUAUAUUAUUAUUAUUAUUGAAAAAAAUAUUAAAUGAACAAACACACUACUAAUACUAUAUCUAAUAUAUUAUUCAGUUUGUUUUACUUUUUUAUCAUUUCGGCUAUACAAAUAUGCAUAUACAUAUAUAUAUUACUGUCCAGUGUUAAUUGCAAUAAAAAUCAUCUUGGGUUGUUUUCCUA